GGACUACACCCAGCCGCUGCCUCAUUGCCCUGGCUUUCUUUGCUGCCCCAGCCUUGACGUUGGUUAACGUCGAAGUGCGGGUUAGAUUGGAGACUCUAAAUUCGUCCGUAGGAUUUCUUCCGAUUUGGCCGUCUCGUUUGGCAACCUCACUUCCAGACCUGUAGGGAUUUUUAAUAUAGCGUCAAUUUCUUGAAUAUGUCUUGGCAAAGCUACGUGGACAACCUGAUGGCCGAUGGCAGCUGUCAGGAUAGCGCCAUUGUUGGGUAUAAGGACGCCAAAUAUGUUUGGGCAGCACAUGCCGGUGGUACUUUUAACAAUAUCACGUCUCAAGAAAUUGAUGUCCUUAUUGGGAAGGACAGGGAGACCUUUUACACCAGCGGUCUCACUCUGGGCUCAAAGAAGUGUUCAGUCCUCAGAGACAGCCUCCAGGAUGAUGGGGACUGGACAAUGGACAUCAGGACAAAGAGCCAAGGAGGAGAGCCUACAUACAAUAUCUCUGUGGGGAGAGCUGGAAAAGUAUUGGUUUUAGUCAUGGGAAAGGAGGCGGUCCAUGGUGGAAAGCUUAACCAGAAAGCACAUAAAAUGGCUGAAUACCUGAGGAAGGCUGGAUAUUGAGCAACCUCUCCACCCAUCCAUCAGCUCACUCCCACUGCAUUGUGUUGACACUACUUCCAGGAUUAGAUGGCAUACAAUGUUGCUUCCUCCCAGUCUACUUUUAUACGCAGCCUUUUGUUUGCUCAACUCCCCCCACACUCCUUUUUUUUCUUGUUUUUUGUUUUUUGUUUUUUUUUUAAUAAACCUUCCCCACUUUAACAUUGUACUUCUCAUGUUUAUGGCACUACAGUAAUGGCAUGUUCCUUGAAAUGUUUAUUAACCAAAAGAGUGCAGCAAAAAAAAAAAAAAGAUUGUGAAUUGUAAUAAAAGUGUAACACUAAUUUGGAAUAGAAA
Chelmon rostratus (copperband butterflyfish) is the source of this 948-nucleotide messenger RNA. RefSeq names its product profilin-2-like. Gene Ontology annotation, molecular function: actin binding. The transcript has 3 exons. Gene Ontology annotation, cellular component: cytoplasm. Gene Ontology annotation, biological process: regulation of actin filament polymerization; actin cytoskeleton organization; positive regulation of actin filament bundle assembly. The coding region runs from base 196 to 615 and encodes 139 amino acids. NCBI's taxonomy places the organism in Eukaryota, Metazoa, Chordata, Actinopteri, Chaetodontiformes, Chaetodontidae. The record is from RefSeq and is a predicted model, not a curated record.